AUGGUCACUACCACCGGCGAGCCGGCUCUUGACGUCGCCGACCCUCACGCGACUCCGACGAUCGAAGAAGCUCCCACCGACCACUCCAGGGAUAGUACUCAUGAUCCCAACCGCCGAUCUACUUUAUUGACUACUUCAUUCAAUACAUCCAUCAACAUCGACGAGUUUCGACCAGUACCCUCGCCGACUUCGAGGCUUCUACACCAACCCAUACUUCCCGUGCUUCCCGCACCCAUCAUUUCUGCACCUAGCGGCCAUGAAACUUCCCAUCCCGAGGCAGACCUCGCAGAGCCUUCUCUCCCCGAUCCCGCUCUCCCCAGAUAUCUCUUCUUACAUCCCAUCACUCUGGAUCCGCUAUUUCCGGAGCUGAUACCGCGGGAUCUCCCUCUACAAGAUAUCGUUGUUCCGGAACGUGGCUAUCAAGAAACCACUGCAUCUGCUGAUCUGUUUGCAGAGUAG
This is a messenger RNA of Neurospora tetrasperma FGSC 2508, 459 nucleotides long. RefSeq lists its product as uncharacterized. The coding region runs from base 1 to 459 and encodes 152 amino acids. Lineage: Eukaryota; Fungi; Ascomycota; Sordariomycetes; Sordariales; Sordariaceae. The transcript has a single exon. The record is from RefSeq and is a predicted model, not a curated record.